CAUUGGACGCAGCAGUUCUGAUGUCCUUUAUUUAUUGUAGUCUAGCUGGUUGUCUUUAGUCUGUUUCUCACCGUUUCAUGUGGACAUUUGUUUAGCAGUAUAUCAUAAAUCGUUUUAAAUAUAAAGAGGAGAUUCAACGAUUCUCUUACGGGCUUCUUAUUUUGUAAUUCGAAGGAUGGGAAUCGCCAUUGUAGCAAACGUUAGCAAGCUAACGUUAACUAGCUGCCACUAAAUAGUAUAUCCUAUUCCAUUAAUUUUCAGUUUCGUUUAUUUACAGAGCGGUUAGCUUGCAGUAAAUCACUAUCAAAAAAUGGGCUCUAUACUUAGUCGGAGAAUUGCUGGGGUUGAAGACAUUGAUAUACAAGCCAAUUCGGCAUACAGAUAUCCUCCGAAGUCAGGAAAUUAUUUCACCAGUCAUUUUUUCAUGGGAGGGGAGAAAUUUGACACCCCACAUCCAGAGGGAUAUCUUUUUGGAGAAAAUAUGGAUUUAAAUUUCCUAGGGAACAGGCCUGUUCAGUUUCCAUAUGUAACUCCUGCUCCUCAUGAGCCGAUAAAGACUCUGAGGAGUCUGGUAAACAUCAGGAAGGACUCGCUACGUCUAGUCAGAUACAAAGAUGAUGCUGAUGUGAGUACAGAGGAAGGAGUCAAUCCUAAGGUCCUUUACAGUGUGGAGUUCUGUUUUGAUGCAGAUGCCCGAGUAGCCAUCACUGUAUACUGUCAGGCCUUUGAAGAGUUUACCAACGGAAUGGCAUUGUACACACCCAAGAGUCCAUCAAUGGUCUCUGAAACAGUCCAUUACAAAAGAGGGAUAAACCAGCAGUUUUCCUUGCCAUCUUUCAAAAUUGAUUUUACCAAGUGGAAGCCGGAGGAGCUGAACUUUGACUUGGACCGAGGUGUGUUUCCCAUGGUGAUCCAGGCGGUGGUGGAUGAUGGAGAUGAUGUCACAGGACAUGCACAUGUGCUCUUGGCAGCAUUUGAAAGGCAUGUGGAUGGCAGUUUUUCUGUGAAGCCGUUAAAGCAGAAGCAAAUUGUGGACCGUGUAAGCUACCUUCUCCAGGAGAUUUAUGGCAUUGAGAAUAAGAAUAACCAGGAGACCAAGACCUCCGAUGAUGAAAACAGUGACAACAGCAGUGAGUGUGUGGUGUGUCUGUCAGAUCUGCGUGACACACUCAUUCUGCCGUGCAGGCACUUGUGUCUCUGCAACGCCUGUGCUGACACUCUGCGUUACCAAGCCAACAACUGCCCCAUUUGCAGGCUGCCCUUCCGAGCCCUGCUGCAGAUCCGCGCGGUGAGGAAGAAGCAGGCGGGCACUCUCUCCCCCGUGUCCUUCAGCCCGGUGCUCUCCCAGAACUCGGACCACACCGAGCACUCCAACUCUGAAAACAUUCCGCCCGGAUUUGAGCCCAUUUCGUUGCUUGAGGCACUGAAUGGCGUGCAUCCCUUGCCCUCCUCUAUCCCAUCAGCCCCCCUGUAUGAGGAAAUACAGUUUUCUGGAGACGUGGGUGAUCCUUUGACUCUGAGUGGACGACAGAAGGGUGCAGUGGAGCACUCUGGAGAUGCAGUUUCUCUCAAGGGGAAAGGCAGCAAGUCACCGGAUGGGUCUCUGAGGUCUCCGUCAUCUCCCAUCCAGGAGGAGGACGACGAGGAGAAACUAUCGGAGAUCUCCGACGUUCAGCCUCAGUCUCUGUUUCCAUGCAGCCCUGCUCCCACUGAGGUCACGGUGGAGGGCGAGAUCUCAGAGCCUGGCACUCCUAACACAGCCUCUGAGUGCAGGACUCUGGCGCUGUCUGUCAGUGAGAUACUGCAGGACUGCCACAGUGAGCACAGCAGUCUGAGCAGGUCGGAGAGUGAGCCCUCCGCAGAGCUGGCCCUGCCUGGGUCAUCUGACUCCAUCGAGAGCUUGAAGAGCCAGAGUACCAGCAGCUCCAGCCAGCCCCUGCUCUGCCUCCCCAGCUCCGUGCACAUGGAGGACGAGCGGCUGACACUGUAGCAACGGACCCUCAAAUCCACCCCCGGCAUCCACUCGAUCGUCAACCCCUCCCAAGACACUCACGUUAGACCCCCACCCUCCACCCCCUUCCGGGCCUUCAGGAGUAAGGCUCCUCACUAUCUCGGAGGAGCUGGGUCAAAGUGCAUCAAUGUAUUUGAUUGUGAAGGAGGCCAUGGCCCUUGUAUUUUUAAUAUGAUUCGGGAACAAGAAUUUUUUUAGUUGAUAAAAAAAGGAAGUUCACCCCUUUUUUGACAUAUGGGCUCUUUAUUACCCUUACCUCAGACUGUUUUUUUUUUUUUUUUUUCAAUCAAACACUUGGAUUUUUAAAUAUUUGUAUUUUUCACCAAAAAACACUAAUUGUCUUUAACAACCUAAAAUAGACUCAAAACUACAGUGACUUCUAUUGUGCCAUUAUCUGAAUCAAACUGUGGAUUUCUAAAUAAGUAUUUUUUUGUUUGUUUGUUUGGUUGGUUGGUUGGUUUUGGGGUUUUUUUCGUUUUUUUUUUUUUUUCCAAAUGAGGGAGACAGGUCCUGUUUUUGCCCAUGUAGGGUCUUCUUAGUGAUGUGCAAUCUCAUCGUUAUAGUUUUUAGUCAUUCUCACAGAGACAAAGAAGACCAACUAGCUUAAGUUGGGCAUUGAUAUACUUGAAGUGUAUGAGUGAAUAAACAAAUAAACAAACAAACAAAUAAAUAUUUAUGAAAGAGAAGAAAAGACAGUUGUUAGAAUGGGCUCAUAUUUCUGUAGGGGUGACCUUCCACUUUUAGUUGCACGGCGUAAACUCUAUGAUACUUAAAUGGUCUGUUUCAUUUCUUACUUUAUCUGUAAUUCAAUUCUUGUUAUCAAGCAGCUUUUCAUUUGUUUUGUGACCGAUGAGAUUUUUGUUUUGUUGGUUUGUAACGCUGUGUGCCAGAUGUCAGUCUGCAGUAUAGACACGCUAUAGAAACGGUGGAAUUAACCCUUUAAAGCACUCAUUUAAAUAUUAUGCUUAUUGAUAUACUUUAUGUGUGCCUUAUAUAGCGUGGCUUUCCUCUCUUUUGUCCCUUAAAUGUUUAUAAUGGGGAAGUUUGAUCACUUCUUACAGCUUUAACAUGUAGUUGAGGGGGGACUUGCCUAUAUUGUGGAGUGACAUAUUUUAUACUUUAUAGUGACCCAGCUGCUGCUCUCUCUGUCCUAACCAACUCCAAUAUAGUAUAUUUGUAUGUACUGUAGUACAGUCGUUUUACCUUAAAGCAAAAUUGCUCGUAAUCAUAGACAUUGUCAUCUUUAAACGAUCAUUUG
Chanos chanos (milkfish) is the source of this 3269-nucleotide messenger RNA. It is a transcript of the gene mgrn1a, whose product is annotated as mahogunin, ring finger 1a. The transcript has 16 exons. Gene Ontology annotation, biological process: endosome to lysosome transport; negative regulation of G protein-coupled receptor signaling pathway; protein ubiquitination. The record is from RefSeq and is a predicted model, not a curated record. Gene Ontology annotation, molecular function: ubiquitin protein ligase activity. Gene Ontology annotation, cellular component: early endosome; cytoplasm; nucleus. Lineage: Eukaryota; Metazoa; Chordata; Actinopteri; Gonorynchiformes; Chanidae. The coding region runs from base 311 to 1990 and encodes 559 amino acids.